This is a messenger RNA of Aspergillus campestris IBT 28561, 897 nucleotides long. RefSeq names its product putative esterase/lipase. The record is from RefSeq and is a predicted model, not a curated record. Gene Ontology annotation, molecular function: hydrolase activity. NCBI's taxonomy places the organism in Eukaryota, Fungi, Ascomycota, Eurotiomycetes, Eurotiales, Aspergillaceae. The transcript is spliced from 2 exons. Bases 1 to 897 code for a protein of 298 amino acids.
AUGUCCCUCCUCCACUAUUUCCUCUACAAAAUUCUAGCAGCGCUCGUCCGAACGACGGUCUCCUUACGUCGCGGGUUCCGACCGCUCCGCACCACCCCCGAUGCCACCAUCCGGAUCCCCUCGCGCGAACUCCCCCGCACCAUCAAAGCGCACCUCUACCGGUCCACCGCGACCGGGCCGUCGCCCGUCCUGGUCAACUUCCACGGGAGCGGGUUCGUCCUCCCCAUGCACGGCAGCGAUGAGGAGUUCUGCCGCCUGAUCAGCCGCCAGACGGCCUACACCGUCGUCGACGUGCAGUACCGACUCGCGCCGGAGCACCCGUUUCCGGCGGCCUACCACGACGCCGAAGACGCCGUGCGCUGGGUCUUCCAGCAGCGUCAGCAGUUUGACCGCUCCCGCGUCGCCGUGUCGGGGUUCAGCGCGGGCGGGAACCUCGCGCUGGGCAUGUCCUCGCUGCCCCCCAAAGCACCCCCGAUCCACGCCACCGUGGCCUUCUACCCCGUAGUCGACCUAGCGACCAGCCCCGGGGCGAAGUUCGCGCCCGACCCGAAGGGACGGCCUCUACCCAAGUGGUUGAUGCGGUUCUUCGACCGGUGCUAUGUCCGAGGCCCGUUCGACACCCGGGACCCGCGCAUCUCGCCGUUCUACGCUGAGGCGCAGGGUUUCCCGCGACGGGUGCUGAUCGUGACGGCCGCGGGGGAUAGUCUGGCGGAGGAGGCCGAGGCGCUGGGGAGGAAGAUUAGGGAGAGGGUUGAAGACGGAGAUGGGAAGAAUCGCGUAGUAGUGCAGCGGAUGCAGGGGUGUAAUCAUGGGUGGGAUAAAGAAGCGGGCCCGGGAAGUGUGGGGGAGGAUGCGAAGGACAAAGCCUAUGCCAUGGCCGUGGCGUUGUUGACUUAG